This is a messenger RNA of Yarrowia lipolytica CLIB122, 330 nucleotides long. RefSeq lists its product as uncharacterized. Gene Ontology annotation, biological process: mitochondrial electron transport, NADH to ubiquinone. Lineage: Eukaryota; Fungi; Ascomycota; Dipodascomycetes; Dipodascales. The record is from RefSeq and is a predicted model, not a curated record.
AUGUCCCACCCCGUGCCCUUCUCCGCGGCCAACAAGAAGUUGGUCACGUCCAUGUACCGACAGUCGCUCAAGUUGGCCCGAAACUGGAUUUCAAACCGACAGCUGUUUCGACAGAAGGCCGUCGAGAUCCGACACAAGUUCGACCAGAAUGCACAGAUCUCCAACCCCCGGCUGUUGGCAAGAACUCUCGACGAGACCCGAGCACACCUCUACGAGUUCCGACACCCCGACCCCAUCGUCCCUCCUUCUUUCCCCGGAGGAACCAAAUACGAGCGAAACGUGCCUCCUCGAAUGGAGAAGAUCAUGCAGCACAACCUCUACGAACCCUGA